UUACAAGAAUCUUAUUCAUAAAUCUACAGUGCAUGCGCCUCUCCUAUCAUUGUUCUGUGUAUCGUUUGAGAACAAUACCGAAAACAUAAUAUUGCAAAUACGACGCACCAAUUCUGUUUAAUUUUAUUUUUGAUUAUCGAACGUGUAGAUCUUUGCUUUGAAUCAACUAUCAAGAAAUUGACAUAAUUUACAAUUUGUUUGUAUUUAUUAUUAUGUAUUGUUAAUUCACGUUCUAUCAAUCACCAAUUCACAUCUAUCAAGGUGGCUUGUCAGGGUUUGCAUUUGCACAAAUUCUCGUUCACCAAGUGGAAUGGCAAAAGAUGAUGCAGGGAAGUUGACAAGAGAAGAUUUUGACGCCGGACCAAGAAGCUGGGAUGAAAUAGAGCCAGGAGUCAUAUUGGGAAAUCUUACAGCAGCGACGGAUGUCGACUGGUUGAGAGAGGCGAAAAUAACUCACAUCUUGACAUUGGACUCGUGUCCGCUGCCUAGAAAAAUACAACUUCUACCUGACAUAACAUUCAAAUAUAUUCAAGUGACUGAUUUACCCAGAGAAGACUUGCUAACAUAUUUCGAAGAGACUUACCAAUUUAUUAAACAUGCUCAAGACGACGGUCACAAGACUUUGGUACAUUGUUACUUCGGGGUCUCCCGGUCCGCUGCAGUGGUUAUAGCUUUUAUUAUGAAAAAAUAUAACAUGAGUUUUACCGAGGCUUUUGACCUCGUCAAAUCAAAGAGAAGAUUCGUAGGACCUAAUCCUGGAUUCGUGGCUCAAUUGAAGUUGUACCAGGACAUGGGAUUCAGCAUAGACAAUACAAAUGUACAGUUCAAAAUGUAUCGCCUUCAAUUAGCGGCUGAUAAAGUGAGAAAGGCAAAGAUAUUACCACAGACUUGUAUAGACUUGAUAAAGCCAGACCCGGCUUUAGUUACAAUACGACCUGAGCCGACGGUGUAUCGGUGCAAGCGUUGCCGAAGAAUCGUAGCUUCUGCCAGCAAUAUAUUACCUCACACACCGAGAGAAAAACAAAUUUGGCGUCAUGUAAGCUCGAAACGUUAUGAUAAGGGUUUGAAAGUGGCAAAGACUUCGAAAAAACCUGUGGAAGAAGAUGAGAACAAUGAGCUGUGUGACUCUGAAUUUUGUUCGAAAACUUAUUUUAUAGAACCAUUGGCCUGGAUGCCUGAUAUAGUACACAAUGUUGAAGGUAAAUUGAACUGUCCAAAAUGUGCUACCAAGCUUGGAUCUUUCAGCUGGAUCGCGGGAUCCCAAUGUCCAUGUGGUAGCAAGAUAGCUCCAGCCUUUUAUCUGGUUCCCUCUAAAGUUGACUGGAGUAACGUCGUUCAAAAUGUACAAGUGACUGUUUAGAAAUUAAUCAACAUCCAAGCAGCUUCGAUAAAUGGAUAUGCUGCUUUACAUGUUGAAUGUAUAAUUGAAUUCUCAAUACCCUUGGAACCGCUAGAUAAUUCGGAUUCAAAUGUUUAUGAGCCACGUUGGAACAGUGUGUGAAAAUAAGUUUAUGCAGACCUAUACGACGUAAGGCAAGAAGGUAACGUAGAAAAUAAUGUGCAAAAUUGUGUUAAUGGAUCAAUCUACAACUUGGUAUUCAUUGAUCCCAGGAUUUCCAAAGUUCUUCUGAACUCACGGAAUUGUAGUACUUCACUGAAGUAGCGCUAGAAAUAUCGAAAAUUCAUUUAGUCCGAUUUCUGAAAUUCAUCACGUUUUAUUUCGAAAAACUGCCUCGUUUCCGUGGUUUUAGUUCAUACUGCAGAAAGUCUUUUUUUUUCCAGUUCAAUGAAAUUGAGAUCAAAUUAUGUUAUCUUUGGCUCGAAUUACAUCAAUUCAUUGUCACCUUUUUCCGUAUUUCCAUUGCCUAGAGAGAUCAUUUGACAAGCUGAGUCUUUAUAUCAAAGAAAGUUUUCCGUAAGUAUCAUGCUGGUUGUGGCGGUGUCUUUCUCUGUACAUCGUCAAGCCGAGUUUUUCAAGUUAUACUUCCACUUAUUGACUGACAAAAUGAUGGAAGGGCAUGGCCUUGAUCGUGAAAAUAAAAUAUGGCACUCAUUCCCUUCGGGCUCUAAGCAAAUGAUAUUAUAUAUAUUAAAAUGGUGUGCCAAUUAUAAGUAUAAUAU
Molecule: messenger RNA, 2121 nt
Organism: Neodiprion fabricii
Lineage: Eukaryota; Metazoa; Arthropoda; Insecta; Hymenoptera; Diprionidae
Gene: MKP-4
Product: dual specificity protein phosphatase MPK-4-like
Exons: 2
Coding region: 311-1360 (349 amino acids)
Biological process (GO): protein dephosphorylation
Cellular component (GO): nucleus
Molecular function (GO): protein tyrosine/serine/threonine phosphatase activity
Source: RefSeq, a predicted model, not a curated record